GGAAGCUUCUUUUGUCUUUUUAAUGUAGGGAAUGCCAUCAAUGUUGAAUGAUUUCAAGGUAGAAGGACAAGAGCAAGAAGAAGCUAUUGGUUCAGCCAUGGAAAACCUGAAAGUCUUAGAGGAGGAGCUGAGAGGAAAGAAAUUCUUCGGCGGAGAGAAGAUUGGAUUCGCCGAUCUUGCCUAUGGCUGGCUUGCUAACCUAAUGAGCGUUUUUGAAGAGAAUACAGGCAUCAAGAUGAUUGAUGAGGAGAGCUUUCCAUCAUUGUCAGGAUGGAUACAAGCAUUUUCAGACACCCCGAAAAUUAAAGAAAGCUGGCCUUCUCAUGAUAAACUGGUUGCCAAAGUUUCGUGCCCUCCGAGAGAAAUUCGUUGCUGCAACAUCCAAAUGAACCAGUUGGUGAGAUUAUGCGUAUCAUGAGAUGAGGAAUCAUGUGACUGUAUGGUUAAAUUAACAAUUAUAGAAAAUAGUUGGUAUGCAUGAGGCCUUUGUAUGAGCUGAAAAAAAAUAAAUGAUUCAUUAAGCU
Messenger RNA from Rubroshorea leprosula, 524 nucleotides. The record is from the annotation of a GenBank genome assembly. Lineage: Eukaryota; Viridiplantae; Streptophyta; Magnoliopsida; Malvales; Dipterocarpaceae.